GUUUGGAUGGACUCACGGAACGACUGCACACGGGAUUUUGCAGCGGGACGUUUACGGUUCGGGAUAACGUAACCAAAGGGCGUUCGGCGUGUCUCUGUUUGGAUGUUUAAAAAAAACCUCCAUGUGCUGCUUCAAUGCUUGGCCUAUCCAGGACACACCCAGAACUCACUUCAACACAGGAAUUGAAUGAUCCACAAGACGCGUAGUUGUGUAGUUGUGACUCCUGGAUCAUUUCGGUGAACAGCCAAUUGUGAGGGUCGACCUCAGAAGGUAACCUCCACGCAGUGAUGGCUGACAGCGGAGAGGACUAUGGAAACUACAGCUAUGACUACUACAUGGAGUACGGUGACAUGGAAGAACUUAAAGUCGACCACAAGCAGAAGGAAGCGAUGCACAUUAUCUCAGUGGUCAUUUAUGUGAUUUCCUUUGUGCUAGGCCUGAUUGGAAACGGAACUGUCCUAUGGGUGACAGGAUGCAAGAGCAAAAGGACUGUUAACAGUGUUUGGUUACUCAAUCUGGCAUUGGCCGACUUUGUCUUUGUGCUCUUCCUGCCCUUCUACAUCGAUUACAUCCUGCGGGACUUCCACUGGGACUUUGGUGUGGCCAUGUGUAAGAUUAACUCUUUUGUGUCAGUGAUGAACAUGUAUGCGAGCGUUCUGUUCCUUACCGUGCUCAGCAUUGACAGAUACGUGUCGCUGGUCCAUCACAACUGGUCUCAGAGGUGUCGGACCAUAGCGAGAGCCUGGCUCGUAAGUGCUUGUGUAUGGGCCACAGCCGCCGUCAUGAGCUGCCCCGCGCUCAUCUUUCGGGAUACGGUGCGCUUACAUAACAAGGUGAUAUGCUUUAACAACUUCCACGCGCAGGAUGGACAGUCCGCAGCAGUAAGUCACAUUCUGAUCGUCUCCAUCCGUACCACAGUGGGCUUUCUCCUGCCUUUCUCCGCUAUAUGUGCGACCAGCAUCCUUCUGACUGUGAAGGUGACGCAAUCUCAAGGCUCCGUUCGGCUCUCCAACUUCACUAAAACGGUCUCAGCCAUGGUUCUGGCCUUCUUUUUAUGCUGGGCCCCUUUCCACAUCUUUAGCCUGAUGGAGCUAUCCAUACAUUCCUCGCUCUAUCUACAUAAUGUACUGAAAAUGGGGUUCCCUCUGGCCACCAGCUUGGGCUUUUUCAAUAGCUGCAUUAACCCACUGCUCUAUAUGCUUCUGGGCAAAAAGGUUCGCCACAUCCUGAAACGUGCAUGCCUGGACAUAACUAAAAGCUCGCUGAGAGAACUCAGCCAGUCUGUCUCGGCCACUGAGAUGGAGUCUCUGCCAGGGGUCCUUCAAGACAAGGACAGUGCACCAGAGGAACCUGUGGCGUCAUCCACUCUGUGAUUGCAGCUGUCUCCAGAAACAUCAUUAUCACCUUCCGGCCAUUAGAAUUCCAUCUCUGUUAGGUGUUUCCCUGCUCUAUGUAAUUUGGACAAAAUGAUGUCUUCAACCGACAAUUACACUGUCUGAAAAAAGCACCAAGUAGCGCUAUAGACUAUCUUUACAUUUAGUUUCACAAUGGUGACGCCUUGAUGAAGCAUAUGAAGGAGUAUUAGGGCCAUAUUGAGAAAAAACUGAAUAGAAUGAAAAUGCAAAAGUAACACUUCUCAAACUAAAACUAAAAACAAAAUAGUUUCACAUUGAACAGACACAAAUGUUUGCACAGUGCCUAUAAACUGCACAUAAUACAGGUAGUGACCGAAAGGACAAGAUCGCGGGUACAAGCGGCCAAAAGGAAUUUUCUCUGUUGGGUGGUUGGGCUCUCCCAUUGUCGUCCGGGAGAAACUCGGAGUAGAACUGCUGCUCCUCCGCAUUGAGAAGAGCCAGAGGAGGUGGCCCAGGCAUUUGGUCAGGAUGCCUCCCGAACGCCCCCCUGGGCAGGUGUUCUGGGCACGUCUGACUGAUAGGAAGCCGCUGGGAGCAGAUGGACACGGUAGCCAGCGCGAGGAAAGUGUGGGCUUCCCUGCUUAAGCUACUGCCCCCACGACCCGACCUCAGAUGAGCGGUAGAACAUGGAUGGGUGGAUGAUCUCUCCAUUGCUAUGUCGCGGUUUUUCAAAAAUUAAUUAAUACAUGAUGUCUGUUUCAUGGUAGGCAAUGGUCUAUUAAUAGUCAAAACAUAUUGAAAUACAAGUCAUAUGUAUAUUCGUCCCUCGUUUGUUCAGAUUCAUUGGUUUCAGACCCGACUGUUAUAAAUGAAUUUCAGCAAUAUUAUUAUCAGAUCCAUCUCCUUCAGCAGCAGACUGUUACACCCACGGUGUAAGAAGGAGAGGUUCCGCAGGUCCUUCAUACCGACCGCUGUCAGGCUCUACAACACCUGCACCACCUGAACCAUGUUGUAGUCACUAUGUAUUCUUUACACUGUAUUCUUUACUUGUGUAUCUUGCUUGCUGCUGUAACAAGUGAAUUUCCCCGCUGUGGGAUAAAUAAAGUACAAAUACAAAAUACAAUACAAAUCUAGACAUGAAAUAAUACACCUAGAGUCACCUUUACACUCUUGUUAUUUAUUGUUCACAUUGUUCACACAUUGCGCAACUCUUACGCUGCAGGGACUUGAAACGGCCGCUAAUUAGUGAGCUAACCAAUUAGCCUUGAAUGUAUUUCAUCUAAACUUAAGAAGCCCAAAACUUACCACUUCCACAUGCAGUGGUAAGGUAAGGUAAUGUAAGGUAAUGUCUCAUUGUUUUGAGUCAUUACUGCCGCCUCUUUGUGUCAUUACUGCAUGAAGUCAUCCAUGGCAUGCCCAACAUGAUAGAGUGAAAAAAAGUUCUCCUCCCAUCUCAUGUGGAAGUGGUAGGUUUUUGGCUUCUAAAGUUUACAAGAAAUAAA
Messenger RNA from Dunckerocampus dactyliophorus (ringed pipefish), 2857 nucleotides. RefSeq names its product chemerin chemokine-like receptor 2 (gene cmklr2). Gene Ontology annotation, cellular component: plasma membrane. Lineage: Eukaryota; Metazoa; Chordata; Actinopteri; Syngnathiformes; Syngnathidae. Gene Ontology annotation, molecular function: G protein-coupled receptor activity; complement receptor activity. Gene Ontology annotation, biological process: positive regulation of cytosolic calcium ion concentration; inflammatory response; phospholipase C-activating G protein-coupled receptor signaling pathway. The transcript has 3 exons. The coding region runs from base 288 to 1373 and encodes 361 amino acids. The record is from RefSeq and is a predicted model, not a curated record.